Molecule: messenger RNA, 2290 nt
Organism: Monopterus albus (swamp eel)
Lineage: Eukaryota; Metazoa; Chordata; Actinopteri; Synbranchiformes; Synbranchidae
Gene: vegfd
Product: vascular endothelial growth factor D
Exons: 8
Coding region: 1147-2106 (319 amino acids)
Biological process (GO): response to hypoxia; vascular endothelial growth factor receptor signaling pathway; positive regulation of mast cell chemotaxis
Cellular component (GO): membrane
Molecular function (GO): growth factor activity; vascular endothelial growth factor receptor binding; chemoattractant activity
Source: RefSeq, a predicted model, not a curated record
CAUGAGUAGAGGCAAUUCAUUUCCGGUUUUAGUCUCUGUAUGAAGAGUGUUGCAAAUUCUGUUAAUAUAAAAAUGACCGACCUUGUCAUUUAAGUACCUCAGAAUAAGCUAAAGGCAAACACUAAAUGAAUUUAUUCAGGUGCUGGAAUUUGUUUUCCAGGUAUCACAUGGCCUCAAAAAUCUGCACAGACCAUAUAAAAACAUUGUAAAAUACUGUUUUGUACUGUAUGUUUCAUUAUAGACAUGGUUUUGCAGCACGCAAAGAAAAUCCCAAAGCUACUGUUAAUUAUUUCCAUACAAAUUAUGAAUGUUCUUCUCAUAUUUAAUCCAUUUAUAAUUUAUGUUUUAACAUCCUGUGUCAAAUGGUCUUGGAUGGGCAAGUGGGUGGGGUGUCCGUCUGGAUCACAUUUAAAACACUUAACUGCUUUUCUGCUGUGUGUGUGGUUUGGCAGCUCCAGAGGAAAAGACACUAACACAGGCAGGGGACUAGACAGAUUUUUAAAAAAGAAGAAAGGAACACACAAGCAAUUAAAAGGCUUGCUUAGAGGCACAUCAGUGCCCUUUACAUUUACAAACCACAAUAGGAUCUCGACAAAUGAUAGAUUGAAAGAGCUCAACAUACAGAUAUUGUAACCACUGAAAUUAGGAAGCCAUACAUAAGCAGUCUUUUCAUGAGGAAAUGUAAUGAAGAAAAGUGAACACAGAUCAGAGACCCUGUAUCACCUAUUGUAUCUUUCAGGCCCUCAAUUUAUUUGAACAAAAUGGAGUGUGCUGAUCAUAAGUCUUCAAGGGAAAAGUUUAUUUUCUGAGGUAAUAUUGAGGUUUUAACUUACUUAUUUACAAGCUAACUGCUCAGGUUUGCAUUAAAACAUCAGCAGUAAGAGACAGAUGUUUUAAAGCCUCUGAAGCCUUCUCCAUUUGGCUUGUGGGUGUCUGGGUUGCUGUGACACACACUCACACUCUCUACUGUGCAGUUGGAAGAUCAAGAGUUUGUUGCACAUACCUACACUGAGUGUAUGUGUGUGGUCUGAGGGACUCGGCUGGUCUGGGAAACUGAGUCAGAGAGACAACCGACCCUGUGUUUUCUGCCAGUAGUAAAAGUUCAUACUGCCGAGUGCUUCUCAGAGAAACAAGCAGAGUCAAGGGAUGAUGAUGAAGAUGAAACAAACUCUGUGCAGAAUCUUCUGCUUGGUGACUCUGGUGGUGGAGCUCAGCUGGAUAAAUGUGGGCUACACCAGGCACAGAGAGGGAGGAAGUAGGGUAAUGAAGCAAUGGGAAAGGAAGGUGCGGUCAGCUUCGAGUCUGGAUGAGCUGCUGAGGCUCGCAGACUUUCCUGACUGGAAGCUGUGGAAAUGUCGUCUGAAACUGCAGUAUCCAGAGACCCAGAGAGAGACGCUCUCUUCUCCACCUUCAGUAGGCUCACACCGCUCCACACGUUAUGCUGCUGAGUCUUACAGCCUGGAGAUCCUCAAAGCCAUAGAUGAAGAGUGGCAGCGGACUCAGUGCAUGCCAAGGGAAGCGUGUGUCGACGUGGCCAAGGAGCUGGGCACUGACCCAUCAUUGUUUUUCAAGCCGCCUUGUGUGUCUGUUCACAGGUGCGGUGGUUGCUGCAAUCAAGAGGGUGUCAUUUGCAGAAACACAACUGCUGUUGAUGUGAAUAAAACUGUCCUUAGUGUCAUUCCAUUCAAGUUUGUACCAGAACCGGUGCUAAUAAAAGUAGCUAAUCAUACAGAGUGCACGUGCAUGGAGCCCGCUAUAAUACGACGCAGUGCUGAACCUCAUAGGAGUAGUGGCUGUUCUCUGAUGGGCCGGCUGUCGGAGGCAGAGGACUCCAGGAGACUUUGUGCCAGUGGAUUGAUUUGGGAUUGUUCCACAGAUAGAUGCAUACCUUAUCCCUCCAGUAUACCAGAUUUUACACUCAGUUCAGGGAUGCCUGACUGUGAAUUAGACGUGGAGCGCUGUGACUGUCUUCCCAGACCUGUAUCGACUUUCCAGCCAAUUCUAAUCGACCGCUGCCAACUCAACUCUUCCAUCUGUGCCCACAAGCAUCAACGCUUUGAUAAAGCAUCCUGCAGAUGCAAACCCCCAAGUUCACUGGGAAACUAAAUGACAACAACCUGCUUGCAAGUAUGGUUGGACGCAGAUUAAUAAAAAAAGGCUCAUAAUUUAUUUUGUCCUAUUUAUGCUGAUCACUUUAAGAUGAUAUUAGCUCACAUGACCUUGUUAAUGGAUUUUUAACAUGCUUACCUUGUGUUUCAAUCCGUGUCAAAAUUAUGAUUUGUACAUUUGU